AUGCCUCGAACUUCCAUACACUGGGUUGAGGACAUGUCCCACAACGACACCUUGACCCUCACAAAGCUUCUAAGGCUGCCAGAAAGAUUACAAGUUGAGGAAAACUGGCUCGUAAGGCAAGAGAAGAAGAUUGUAUACUUACCAACCCACUUGAAAAGGUCAAGGGCUCUUAUCCCACGCCUGGUCGAGAAGUUUACCAGCCCCAGCACCAAAGCAAUUCUCUGCCCGAGCCACAGGUGCCUCGAUCCACAGCUCAUCCGUCGAUUGUUUCUUUCCAUAGUCGACGAGUGCACAACCCGAGUUCGCCGCUUCACGGACUCCCCUCCAUCAGACCGCGAUAUCAGGGCGUGGUUGACUCGAGUUAAGACUAUCAACUCGCUUUGGACGCAACCAAUACUAUAUCGUUACCUUUUCAACGCAAACCCAGGUGAUCCGGAGUUUGAAUAUACCCACAGCGAGUGCGAAGCAUGUAUUCUUGCCACAAUAGGGGGAAACACGACGAUGCUCGCUGAUCUACGGAUCUGUGCCAUCACUCGCAGGACGAACCACGGACCAACCCCCCGCAUUAUCAGAAUCCUCGAUGGCUGGCUGUAUUGGACAGGGAUGGCUGAAACCAUCAGAGCUGAAUCCGAUCCGUUAUAUUUGAAGGUUAGGAACGCGCGCCGUGGAAGGCCGAUAACUCAAAGUUAUGACUCGCACGCAAUGCCGGAAACUAUCAACGACAGGAGAGAUGGCACGAGAGAUUACAAGAGAGACGACAGGAGAGAUAACAGGAGUGAGGACAGGAGAGAUGACAAGGGUGAUGACAGGAGAGAUCAGCGAAUACCUGAAUCGACUGAUGCAGACAUCAUCGGUUUCUACCUCAACCGACUAUCACGAAUGUCUCGCACUCACCAGAGAUCCGGGCGGCCGAACAACGACAGCACUCACAGCCUUCAUCCAGCCUUUCGCGACAACAUUGUUUUUGACGCCUCAACUGGAAUAUACGGCCAACGCCAGGAAGACGACAUCCCCCUAGUCCCAAGUAUACCCAGCAUAAUACCGGAACCAAAGCGGCAGCCCCCUAUGGCCAGUAGCAGCUAUAGUCGUGCUGGUUCUGGCGUGGGAUUUUCAAACAGUACAUCGAAAAUGACAGAAUGGCGCCAUGACGACUACGCUGAACAGCGCUCGGAAGCAUAUCGCAAACUAGUCACCCGAGACAGCGAAGUCACACAAGACAGCAAAGAGAUGGAGUGGCUCCAGCAGUAUCCGUGGACCUGAGGCGAUAGCUCGUCACCGUGCCAAAACAUAUCGAAAACUAGAAGAAUUUAAGGG
Messenger RNA from Pseudogymnoascus verrucosus, 1314 nucleotides. RefSeq lists its product as uncharacterized. The transcript is spliced from 3 exons. The coding region runs from base 1 to 1260 and encodes 419 amino acids. The record is from RefSeq and is a predicted model, not a curated record. NCBI's taxonomy places the organism in Eukaryota, Fungi, Ascomycota, Leotiomycetes, Thelebolales, Thelebolaceae.